AUGGCGGAGCACGUGACGCCAGUGGCGUAUGAGGGCCGCGACGACGCAACGGAUGAGACCACUACAUCUUCGCGUGGAGUGGGAAUACCAUUCACUCUGUGUCCGCUGUCGAAUCUGGGCAACACGUGCUACUUCAACGCCGGUGCGCAGCUACUUGCCAACUGCACGCCGUUCAUCUACAGUCUGUGCAACUCCCCAUUCCGUCACACCAAUUUCCGAAACCGCACAUUGCGGCUGCGCCGCUCCGGGGUGAACGCCUCACAGGAAUUGUUUCAAGCCUUUUCGAAACUUAUGUACGAUAUGGGGUACGCAUCACUGCAGCAAGGUGAGGCCCUUUCACCGCUGCGGGCACUCGAAUGCCUGGCGGCUGUGCACCCCGCCUUUGAGGGGCGUGGUCAGCAGGACUGUCCAGAGAUGGUAAAUGUCGUCAUCACCAGCCUGGCGGAGGAGAGUAGACAUGAGGUUGAUUUAGAGCCGCUCCUGCGCUCAUUUAAUGAGGACGCGGCAGUAGUAACAACAGGAGAAGAGGGUAUUGACUGUUCGGAGCAGGCCAAGAGAGUCGGUGGGAAGAAGCCUUUUACACUAAAGAGUCUGCCGCAAUGUGGUGCCGACGCCCCCGGGAACGAGGGCAACGAAUUCUCCCCAUCGUCCUCCAAGCAGACCUCCGUUCUGUCGCUGUCGCAUCCCGGGAGCUGGUGGAACUUCAACGUACUGAACCUUAUGCACACAGUAAACAAAGACAAUGAACUUCUCGAGCGCCAGGAAAAGGCACGGAAGGAGGAGGUGUACCAGAACACGUUUUGCCCACCGAAACUCUACUUCAACAGUGUGACGGAUUGUUUCACUGGGUAUAUGAUGUCUGAGGUGCAGUGCCACGCAUGUGGCAAGACCUCGCGUAUCGUUGAAGAAUUCUCGUCCCUUGCUGUUAACAUUCCAUCAGACAAGCAGCGGAUGCGGUACGCCCGGCUCCACCCCGAGGUGCAUCGCGUGGCUACCGACGGGAGCUCGCUCCACCAAAAGCGCAGUGGGCAGUUUCAAUGGUGGAACCCGUUUGUGUGGAUUAGCGCCGCGGCACAUUGGAUCUUCAACGUACUGACGGGUUUCUCGAAUUGCGUGGAUUACCCCAUCACGCUGCAGGAGUGCCUUGACAUUCACUUUGAACGUGUCUUGUUAAAGGGGAGCAACGAGUACCGCUGCUCUUCCUGCGACUGCUCCUCAGAGGCCACAAAGAGGGAGUCGUUGCUGUUGCUGCCGGAUUACCUGCUGCUUCAGAUGAAGCGGUUUAAUUACGGUCAGUGCUUCAACACAAAGAAGACAGACCCCGUAAUCUUUCCAGUCUCGUGGGACACAGGAGACACCAGCGGCGCGGAAGUGCUGCGGCUUGGCGAUUACCUUCACGAAAGCGUCGUCACACCCGAUGUCCCAACAUCGCCGUCAUCGUUUAAGUCGGACGGUGCAAAUGUGGUGAAGGUGUCAACGACAGCAGCGGUUCCCGCAUACGUUGAGAGGACUUGUAGCCCUUACAGCGAGGGGCAGCACGCCAUGAUGCCGCCCCCCAUCCACACCUACACAUUAGAAGCUGUCGUGAACCACCACGGCUCUAUCGGGGGCGGGCACUACACCACCUUUGCACGAAAAAAGGCGGGUCAGCAAGACAUUUGGAUGUUCCUCAACGACGAGACAAUAUCUGCUGCCCAGCUGAGCGAUGUGGCGGACUCGGAGGAGUACCUUUUGUUGUACAAGAAACAGUCCGUCGAGCCUCGAUCGGAUGCCUUUAUGAGUCUUCGCAAGAAGGCGCGGUCGCUGCUAGCAAUUCCGCCGCCGGAAGAUUCACAAGCGGGGAGAUAUAGAAUCCCUCAUAGAAACGACGAGGAGUGUGCGAAGAACGGCACGACUGUCUACAUUUCCCGGCCGUGGCUGCAGCGACUGGCAUUCAUGGAGGAGCCGGGGCCGAUCCUCAACCGCCUUUGCUACUGCACCGAUGAGAGGAAGCGUCGUGAGUCGCGAUUAAGGCAGAAGCAGCAGCACGGGCAGAGGCAGGAGCGCACCUCCCCUGAGGGGACACCAGACCACGUGCACGGGCCGCCGGUUGAAUGGUUCUACGUCCCGCUGCUGCCUCACGAGUACGAGGCGUUUUAUGACAUGUAUGGCGGUAACACCGCUGUAACACAAGAGGAGUAUACGAGACUGCGGCAGGAUCAGCUCAGGUCUUUGUAA
Molecule: messenger RNA, 2217 nt
Organism: Trypanosoma grayi
Lineage: Eukaryota; Euglenozoa; Kinetoplastea; Trypanosomatida; Trypanosomatidae
Product: ubiqitin hydrolase
Exons: 1
Coding region: 1-2217 (738 amino acids)
Biological process (GO): protein deubiquitination
Molecular function (GO): cysteine-type deubiquitinase activity
Source: RefSeq, a predicted model, not a curated record